GGUCAGUCAGAGCUCAGACAGGGAAAUGGCGGGGUUCGUGUAUCCGCCCUAUAACGCGUAUCAGGGCUACAGCGGGGGUUUCGGGCAGAACCCGCAUGUCCCUCAGCCCCUUCCCAAGAACAAGCAAGCGGCGUGGAAGUCCGGCAAGGCUUCCGAUCCCACAGACUAUCUGGAUAACUUCCAGCGGGCCCAGCUCAAGGCCAUUCUCUCCCAGGUCAACCCCAACCUCACCCCCCGGCUGCGCAAGGCCAACACUAAGGAGAUUGGGGUUCAGGUGAACCCGCGGGUAGAUACCGGGGUGCAAUGCUCUCUGGGGCCCAGAACACUGCGCCGCCCCCCGGCGCCCCCUACCAGCCCGGUGAAACCCUCAGACUCGGUGCGAUUUACCCGCCCGGUGGCGGUCUAUUCCCCGGUAGUGGACAGAAGGGUGUUCUCCCUGCCCCAGGGCGGCCGCCUGCCCAGAAAGAGCCCCUCGGCCCCGGAGAGCCCGGCGCAGCCGCUGAAGGAGAGAGCGCCCUCCCCCGGUAACGCGGAGAAGGAGGAGAGUGCGGAGCUGCCGGAGAGAAGCCCAGUGCCGGAUACCGGGGAGCCGAGCGGAGAGGAGCAGAAGAAACCGGCCUUCCAGUUCCUGGAGCAGAAAUAUGGCUAUUUUCACUGCAAGGACUGUAAAACCCGAUGGGAAAGUGCCUAUGUCUGGUGCAUUUCUGGGAGUAACAAGGUUUAUUUUAAGCAACUUUGUCGCAAGUGCCAAAAAGGGUACAACCCUUACCGGGUGGAAGCCAUUCAAUGCCAGGCUUGUGCCAAAACCCGCUGCUCCUGUCCCCAAAAGAAAAGGCAUAUAGACCUGAAGAGGCCUCAUCGGCAAGAACUGUGCGGCCGCUGCAAAAACAAGCGGCUCUCGUGUGACAACACCUACAGCUUCAAGUACAUCGUGUGAUGUGGCGCAGGGAGGGAUACAAAGCGCGCCUUGGCGCGUGGAUGCAGUGCACUUUCUAGAUUUAGCUCAACCGGCUUUGAAUCACGGCUUUUGACCCGGCAUUGGAGAAUGGAUUAAGGACUUUUGUAUGUUUUUGUAUAAUGGCAUAACUUUGUACACUUUGUAAAUAAAGCUAUUUUGGAAGUAGA
Messenger RNA from Xenopus tropicalis (tropical clawed frog), 1125 nucleotides. RefSeq names its product zygote arrest 1 like (gene zar1l). Gene Ontology annotation, cellular component: cytoplasmic ribonucleoprotein granule. Gene Ontology annotation, molecular function: mRNA binding. Lineage: Eukaryota; Metazoa; Chordata; Amphibia; Anura; Pipidae. The record is from RefSeq and is a predicted model, not a curated record. Bases 26 to 937 code for a protein of 303 amino acids. The transcript is spliced from 4 exons. Gene Ontology annotation, biological process: negative regulation of translation.